Molecule: messenger RNA, 2691 nt
Organism: Anopheles funestus (African malaria mosquito)
Lineage: Eukaryota; Metazoa; Arthropoda; Insecta; Diptera; Culicidae
Exons: 4
Coding region: 504-2375 (623 amino acids)
Source: RefSeq, a predicted model, not a curated record
UUUCCUACCAAAUGUUCUACAUGACUACACCUCCUUAUAUACCCACUUUGGUGAGUGAUGCGUAGAAGUUUGCAUAUAUGCGCGUUGUUUUGUGCAGUGCGAUGUGAAAAUGAGUGUUGUGCUUGUCUGUCCGUAUCAUAAAUGUGUGGUGUUAGUUUUUCUCCUGCACUACGUGGUUGCUUCGGCAAGCACAUUGAAUUUGUAGUGAGGAAUGGACGCACCUUUACAUCAUUUCCCCAAGGUGUUCAUACCCCUCGCCUGUAAAAAGUGCUGAGAUUGCUGGUCGGGGAAGGAACCCGGAUAAUCGGCGCUCCACUGUAUUACUAUUGUUGUUGUUGGUACUUUGGGCGUCAUUGUUAUUGUUUUUCUAACUGUCACUACAGAAAGCGCGAAUAAAACAACACAGCAGCCAAAAGCAACAACAUCGCUUAAAACAGUUCGUAUUUCGCAGUGAUAUUUCUAGUGAUUUGAUUACAUCUGUGAUUCUGUUUGUGGAAUAUAUCAUGGAGCAACCAUUCUCGAAACGAAUUAGAUACAAUUCUUAUUUGUAUCGCAAUCGUGAUCGGCUUCUAAAAACAGAGCAGGAUGCUGAGCUCGUACCUAGUGUCAGUGCUAACGCUGCUCCACAAUUGCCCAUCGUUCAGGAUGGUUUCACGUAUGAUACUGGGCUAACUGACAAUCUUUUCACACAAACUGCUAGUGAAAUUGAAAAUUCCCGAAUGAUGGAAUACGGUGAUGGAGUAGACGACAUUGACGAUAAUGAUGAUGACAUUGACCAUGUUGUCGAUUAUCUGAUCGAAAGUUCGGAUGAAGAACUAGAAGCUGAGGGUGAAACAGAAUAUUCGGUCCAAGAUGCUUUACAUCGCUGGGCCAUAACCAAAAACCAGACGUACGAGUCGAUCGAGGAAGUAAUGGGGAUAAUACGAAAAGUAAGUGACUGCAAGCUACCUAAAGACGCGAGAACCCUGCUCAACCGCAACUCUUCUGCGGAGAUACUAACUGUAGAAGGAGGCCAGUAUUGGUAUAACGGAAUUCAGAAAUGCUUUUCAAACGAGUUAAGUAAUGUAAACAUUCCAACGGAUGCAACGCUUUUGAUCAAUGUAUCAAUCGACGGACUUCCGAUUUUCAAACGCAGUAGACAACAAUUUUGGCCCAUAUUAAUCAACAUUCAUGGAAAGUCAGAAUUGCCAGUUAUGAUAGUGGCAAUAUAUUACGGAAUGAAAAAACCAGCUAGUAUUGAACACUUUCUUCGACCUUUUGUGGAUGAGUUAAAUUUUCUCAUGAAGAACGGAGUGUUCAUCAAAAAUAAAAAAAUAACGAUACAAUUACGUGCCAUUAUAGCUGAUUCUUCAGCUCGUGCAUAUAUAAAAGGUGUUGCUAACUACAACUCUAAACACGGUUGUUUGAAGUGCAUUACAGUAGGGGAAAGCAUGCACAAAACAAUAACAUUCCCGGAAUGUAUUGCUCCAGACCGCACAGAUGAGGGAUUUAGGAUGCGUAUGUAUGGUGACCAUCACAAAUUUGAUUCUCCUCUGUUGUAUUUAGAUUGCUUUGAUAUGAUAAGACACGUAAUAGUGGCAGAUUCAUUGCAUUUGAUCGACUUAGGUGUUACGAAACGAAUGCUGAUUAGCUGGAUAUUAGGGAAAUACGGUGUGAAGAAGAAGCUUUCUACUGUACAACUCAACAGCAUGACAGCAAUGUUAGUGAACAUGAAAUUACCAGCUGAGAUACACAGAAAGUUCCGUUCAUUUCAUGACAUAAUGCAUUGGAAAGGAUCCGAGUUUGCCUCUUUCUUAUUUUACGGUUCUUUUGUUGUGCUUAAAGAAGUAUUAAGUGAACAACAGUAUAAUCACUUCAUGUUGUAUUUCUGUAGCAUUACACUUUUGACGUCAGAGGUAUAUAAAGAGCAUUGGUCAUUAGCGGAUUCGUUCCUUCAGCUUUUUGUCAAACAAUACAAAUUUAUUUACGGUUCAGAAUUUAUUUCAAGCAAUGUUCAUAACCUGUUACACAUUUACCAAGAAGCCGAUCAAUUUGGUCCACUUGAUACUAUAUCUUCAUACCCUUUUGCGAAUGAACUGGUGCAUAUAAAACGUUUACUGCGUAGUAAAUCGAACUGUUUGGAACAAGCAAUAAACCGAAUAUCAGAACGGGAGACUUGCCAUAGUACGGAUCAAAAUAAUGACCAUGUUAAACAUCCCUUCAUCUGUCAGAGAGGAAGUAUAACUACGUUACAUGUCCGCGCAGGAUUUUGCUUGAAAAAUGAGCAACGUAACGCUUGGUUUUUAACCAAAGCGGGCAGUGUGUGUCAAUAUAUCAAUGCAGUUUUAAGGGAAAUCUCCGUAGAAAUAACCGCAAAAAAAUGGCAAGCACGGUAGAUGAUUUCACCUAUCCUUUUAACUCUACAUUCUUAAACAUACAUCGUGGUAGCAUUCAUGACUUAGAGGAAAGGAAUAUAACCUUAGGACCACAGGAUAUAAAAUGUAAACUAGUACUAGUACCCCUUUCUCAGGAAAAUGAAAAUGAAUAUAUCUUCAUUCCUUUAAUUCAUACAUUAGUGAAAUGAAACAGAACGGUCACGUUUUAAAUGGUUAUUUAGUAUGUUCAUUGUGCGAAUAUAUUAUCACAGCAAUAAUUUGUGCUUUGUACUUUACCGACGUAAAUAAAUGUAAAGAAACGGUUUGUGUACAUUAA